This is a messenger RNA of Australozyma saopauloensis, 864 nucleotides long. RefSeq lists its product as uncharacterized. Bases 1 to 864 code for a protein of 287 amino acids. The record is from RefSeq and is a predicted model, not a curated record. NCBI's taxonomy places the organism in Eukaryota, Fungi, Ascomycota, Pichiomycetes, Serinales, Metschnikowiaceae. The transcript has a single exon.
AUGCACAAACUAGAAAAACACUUCCAAGGCAAAUGCCAAAUUGACUCAUUUAUAAAAUUCGAAGGGAGAAAAACUUCAUUUUCAGUUCCCCUCAGUACCUCCAACUUGAUCCUCCUUCUAUCUGACAUCUACAACAGAAUGGGAAAUAAAGUCUCGAAACCUGCAAGAAAAUUGGCCGGAUCAGCGACUGGCUUGAAGCCCUUGUCACCGGUCUCCCGUGAGAGAGUCCAGCUUCCUUCUGCAGAGCUCAAGGCUCGCCAAGAGCAUGGUUUUGUUCCAACAGAAGAAGUGCCAAAACAUAACGGUGAUGCACCGGUACCUACUGAGAUCAAUGGCACUUCGAGAGAAUUUGCAACAGAAAAGAUUCCCGAAGGAAAAGAUGGCAUGGACCCUCAGGCAGACCAGAAAUAUAUUGAUCUCAUCACCAAUUUGGGACGCCAGAUACACUCUAAGAACGUCAGAAAUGACGGACCACAAGCCAAUGUGAUUGCGCUCAAACAACUACUUAACAGAAAAAGACUACACGCAGCAGGUCAAUCGGAGGCCCAAGCCCAUAAGGACUCCGUUGGCGGAGAUCGGACGGUUAUCAAUCCCAAGACGCUUACAGCCAUCAUAGAUGCCAUGAAUGAUCCAAGAGGAAGAAAUGAGGAUGUUUUGAAAGAUUUUCAGCUCCAGAAAAACUUUUUAUCUGGAUUAGAGCGUUUCAAAGUGGCUCAUAAUGUGGUCAUGAUAGAAGAACAUGCUGGAGAGGAUCAAAUCGGACCAAUCAAAGGGCGCCGCCAGACCAAACAGAAAGAACAUGAUGUCGACCAAACCGAGGAAAACUCGGAGAGAGUCAAGGAGUUGAAGAAGCGGUUGGAGUAG